Molecule: messenger RNA, 960 nt
Organism: Xylona heveae TC161
Lineage: Eukaryota; Fungi; Ascomycota; Xylonomycetes; Xylonales; Xylonaceae
Exons: 2
Coding region: 1-960 (319 amino acids)
Source: RefSeq, a predicted model, not a curated record
AUGGCAUCAAAUGUCAAGAUGGCAAGUCUCCUACAGCUCCGCGCAACGUUGCGAUCGCUACAACACUCAGCACAUUAUCCAUCAAUGCGAGUCGCUCUUGUGAGGCAUCUGCCCAGCAACGCCCCGACUGCUAGAUUUUUCUGUCGCAGUCAAUUCCUUGAGCAUGCGGCAAAGAGACCGGAAAAGGUUGCCGCAAGUGCGCAAAUGAGCGGAUCCGUCAAAGGAGCUCCCAGACCGGGAAAAUACGUCUCAUUUUCUGAAGCUCUAGCAUCCCGGGGAUCAUCAAUUCUACUUUACGAAGCACCGUCACAUCGAUUAUAUAUGACUGGGUGCUACGCGUUUGGCAGUUUCUGUUUCACAUAUGCUGGCUACAAUUUCUAUGCGCAGUAUCUUCAUCCGCCAGCUGAUCUUGCGACAUGGAUACCAAUAGCGUUUGGUGGCGUAUGCUUUGCAAUGGCUUGCUUUGGGACAUACUUGGUACUUGGCGCUCAGCGGUACGAACAACCUGUGUCAUCUCCUCACAAAUCCCCAGCUAAUACUCUCGUCAGAUUGAUUCGAAGGAUCACUGCUGUACCAUCGGCAUCUCGUCGGGCACUUACUCUCUUAAUCGACGUUCGACCAAUGCUUCCUUUUCGAUUUAAGAAGCCGAAGCCUAUAACAAUCUCUCCUACUGACGUAUCCAUCUCCUCGCCCCUAAUUCUGCACACGCAAAGCUCAGUUGCCUCUGGUAACAUCCGAGACAUAAAUGAAGCAAAAAGGCUCGGGGAUGGGUCGCCGAAGGGGUUUUUGAAGCACCUUAACUUUUCUACUUGGCGUGUACUAACUAAUCUGAGACGAGUAUGGACAAGAGAAGGAUUUAUCAAAGUUCAGGUGAAAGGGAAAACUGGCGUGUACAGGCUGGAUACCGAGGGUCGAGCCUCAGAUGCACUAGACCGUUUGGUCAAGGUCCGCGAAGUAUGA